GCCGCCACCGUCAGUCACUCCGCGUUCGGUUCUUCGGCACCCGGUUCCCUGGGACCCUUCGCCGCUAGUGAACUUUGCUGCGAGCUCGGAUCUUGCCGGGAAAAUGUCUGAUGAAUUUUCGUUGGCAGAUGCACUACCUGAACAUUCCCCUGCCAAAACCUCUGCUGUGAGCAAUACAAAACCUGGCCAGCCUCCUCAAGGCUGGCCGAGUUCCAGCCCUUGGAAUAACCCAAGCGCUCCACCUUCUGUGCCGUCCAGACUCCAGCCAAGUGCGACACCCUCCACUGUGCCUUUUGGACCAGCACCAACCGGAAUGUAUCCCUCUGUGCCUCCCACCGGACCACCUCCAGGACCCCCAGCACCCUUUCCUCCUUCUGGACCAUCAUGUCCCCCACCUGGCGGUCCUUAUCCAGCCCCAACUGUGCCCGGCCCUGGCCCCACGGGGCCAUAUCCUACACCAAAUAUGCCCUUUCCAGAGCUUCCAAAACCAUAUGGUGCACCCACAGAUCCAGCUGCUGCUGGUCCUUUAGGUCCAUGGGGAUCCAUGUCUUCUGGACCUUGGGCACCUGGAAUGGGAGGGCAAUAUCCUACCCCUAACAUCCCAUCUCCAGGGCCAUAUCCUGCGCCCCCUCCCCAAGCACCAGGGGCAGCGCCACCCGUUCCGUGGGGCACUGUUCCACCAGGAGCCUGGGGACCACCAGCACCAUAUCCUGCCCCUGCAGGAUCAUAUCCCACACCAGGACUCUAUCCCACUCCCAACAAUCCUUUUCAAGUGCCUUCAGGACCUUCUUGUCUGCAAUUUGUCUGCAAAUUUAUAUGGCAAUUUCAGUGGAAAACGAAGAGAUGA
Molecule: messenger RNA, 847 nt
Organism: Enhydra lutris kenyoni (northern sea otter)
Lineage: Eukaryota; Metazoa; Chordata; Mammalia; Carnivora; Mustelidae
Product: MAPK-interacting and spindle-stabilizing protein-like
Source: RefSeq, a predicted model, not a curated record